Molecule: messenger RNA, 2316 nt
Organism: Oncorhynchus kisutch (coho salmon)
Lineage: Eukaryota; Metazoa; Chordata; Actinopteri; Salmoniformes; Salmonidae
Product: extensin-like
Exons: 3
Coding region: 1-2316 (771 amino acids)
Source: RefSeq, a predicted model, not a curated record
AUGCAGUUCGUACCCUUUCCCAACCCUGCCUCAGACCGUAUCACCUACAGCUGCCUAUCCCAACCUGCCUCAGACCGUAUCACCCCCAGUACCCUUUCCCAACCCUGCCUCAGACCGUAUCACCUACAGCUGCCUAUCCCAACCCUGCCUCAGACCGUAUCACCUACAGCUGCCUAUCCCAACCUGCCUCAGACCGUAUCACCUACAGCCACUUAUCCCAACCUGCCUCAGACCGUAUCACCUACAGCUGCCUAUCCCAACCUGCCUCAGACCGUAUCACCUACAGCUGCCUAUCCCAACCUGCCUCAGACCGUAUCACCCCCAGCUGCUUGUCCCAACCUGCCUCAGACCGUAUCACCCCCAGCUGCUUAUCCCAACCUGCCUCAGACCGUAUCACCCCCAGCUGCUUGUCCCAACCUGCCUCAGACCGUAUCACCCCCAGCCACUUAUCCCAACCUGCCUCAGACCGUAUCACCUACAGCUGCCUAUCCCAACCCUGCCUCAGACCGUAUCACCCCCAGCCACUUAUCUCAACCUGCCUCAGACCGUAUCACCUACAGCUGCCUAUCCCAACCUGCCUCAGACCGUAUCACCUACAGCUGCCUAUCCCAACCCUGCCUCAGACCGUAUCACCCCCAGCUGCCUAUCCCAACCCUGCCUCAGACCGUAUCACCUACAGCUGCCUAUCCCAACCUGCCUCAGACCGUAUCACCUACAGCUGCCUAUCCCAACCUGCCUCAGACCGUAUCACCUACAGCUGCCUAUCCCAACCUGCCUCAGACCGUAUCACCUACAGCUGCCUAUCCCAACCUGCCUCAGACCGUAUCACCUACAGCUGCCUAUCCCAACCUGCCUCAGACCGUAUCACCUACAGCUGCCUAUCCCAACCUGCCUCAGACCGUAUCACCUACAGCUGCCUAUCCCAACCCUGCCUCAGACCGUAUCACCUACAGCUGCCUAUCCCAACCUGCCUCAGACCGUAUCACCUACAGCUGCCUAUCCCAACCUGCCUCAGACCGUAUCACCUACAGCCACUUAUCCCAACCUGCCUCAGACCGUAUCACCUACAGCUGCCUAUCCCAACCUGCCUCAGACCUCUGCCCACUGCCUGCACCAACCACUCCGCACCACCCCCACCUCCCAUCCUACCCGCCUGGUAGCCUUGCCUGCACCAACCACUCCGCACCACCCCCACCUCCCAUCCUACCCGCCUGGCAGCCUUGCCUGCACCAACCACUCCGCACCACCCCCACCUCCCAUCCUACCCGCCUGGCAGCCUUUCCUGCACCAACCACUCCGCACCACCCCCACCUCCCAUCCUACCCGCCUGGCAGCCUUGCCUGCACCAACCACUCCGCACCACCCCCACCUCCCAUCCUACCCGCCUGGCAGCCUUGCCUGCACCAACCACUCCGCACCACCCCCACCUCCCAUCCUACCCGCCUGGUAGCCUUGCCUGCACCAACCACUCCGCACCACCCCCACCUCCCAUCCUACCCGCCUGGCAGCCUUGCCUGCACCAACCACUCCGCACCACCCCCACCUCCCAUCCUACCCGCCUGGCAGCCUUGCCUGCACCAACCACUCCGCACCACCCCCACCUCCCAUCCUACCCGCCUGGCAGCCUUGCCUGCUCCAACCACUCCGCACCACCCCCACCUCCCAUCCUACCCACCUGGCAGCCUUGCCUGCACCAACCACUCCGCACCAACCCCACCUCCCAUCCUACCCGCCUGGCAGCCUUGCCUGCACCAACCACUCCGCACCACCCCCACCUCCCAUCCUACCCGCCUGGCAGCCUUGCCUGCACCAACCACUCCGCACCACCCUCACCUCCCAUCCUACCCGCCUGGCAGCCUUGCCUGCACCAACCACUCCGCACCACCCCCACCUCCCAUCCUACCCACCUGGCAGCCUUGCCUGCACCAACCACUCCGCACCACCCCCACCUCCCAUCCUACCCGCCUGGCAGCCUUGCCUGCACCAACCACUCCGCACCACACCCACCUCCCAUCCUACCCGCCUGGCAGCCUUGCCUGCACCAACCACUCCGCACCACCCCCACCUCCCAUCCUACCCACCUGGCAGCCUUGCCUGCACCAACCACUCCGCACCACCCCCACCUCCCAUCCUACCCGCCUGGCAGCCUUGCUUGCACCAACCACUCCGCACCACCCCCACCUCCCAUCCUACCCGCCUGGCAGCCUUGCAGCCUUGCCUGCACCAACCACUUUGCCAGCCUCUCAGAGCCCGAAUCACCUGCAUUACAACACCUACAGGGGAAGAAUACUCACUUCCUGGUUGAAGUUGGGCUAA